CACGAAAUAUUCGAUUACACAGAGCUCUCGCAAUCACAGGCUAUACUACCCGUCGGCUCUCCCAUCGAUGCCAACCAAACGACUCCCGUCUCCAACGCAACCACACCGACACCGGCUGUCAUAACCAAGGGGUCGGGUGGUCGUCGGUCAUGGCAUGAAUACGGCCGCAACUCAGAGAUCGAUAAAAUACAGAUACCAAAAAUACACUCAGACGUGGGAUUCAAAUACUAUUUGGAGUCUCCGAUAUCGACGAGUCAGAGACGAGAGGACGAUAGGGUCACGUAUAUAAAUAAGGGCCAGUUCUAUGGCAUUACCUUAGAGUAUAUUCCAGAUGCGGACAAACCACUCAAGAGUGCAACUGUUAAGUCACUAAUAAUGCUUGUAUUCCGAGAGGAGAAACUACACGACGAGGAGAUCAAGGCCUGGCAGUUCUGGCACAGCCGACAACAUAGUGUCAAACAACGCAUUCUUGACGCCGACACUAAAAACUCGGCCGGAAUUGUCGGUCCCAUUGAAGAAAUAACACACAAUGCGAUCGCUUUCUAUUGGAAUCCAUUGGAAGGACCGGCAAAAGUCAACGUCGCCGUCCAAUGCCUCAGCACUGACUUUAGUAAUCAAAAAGGAGUGAAAGGUCUUCCAUUACAUUUACAACUCGACACUUUUGAUGACUUUCGGGAGGGCAGUACACCUGUCCAUCGGGGCUAUGUUCAGAUCAAAGUCUUCUGUGAUAAGGGCGCCGAAAGAAAGACAAGGGAUGAGGAGAGAAGGGCUGCCAAAAGAAAACUUUCUGCCACUGGAAACGGCCGAAAGAAGAUGGAGGAGAUGUAUCACCAGACGUGUGAACGAUCAGAAUUUUACGCAAUGAGUGAUCUGUUGAAACCACCGGUUCUGUUCACACCGAGUGAUGACAUUGAAAAAAUAACAAGCGCCGACAUUAACUUCUAUGGCGGACACAAUUCCAAUGAUAUGAGUUCCACAGAAUACGACACCGACUCACAAUUGCCCUCAAUAUCCACACCCAUUCAAACCAUCACAGCAACUAUAGCACCGGCCGGACGCGAGCGAACUAUUGAUCCAUUGUCUGCAUCAUUAGAGAUGGCUAUAUCUCCCUGUCCUCCAAAGAAAAUCAAGUUAGAGAGAUAUCCCGACACUAGUGAAAGGGUUCUAUUAAUAACGGUUCAAAUGGAUGACGAUAUGGUUAAGCAUUAUUCACAUGAAGACACAGUUCUACUGGAAGUGCAUCAGAUCGAUGAGGAGACUCAUGACAUAACACUUGUUGAAUACGAUAUGAACUAAUUUUAUAAAUAUUUCAUAUAAUAUAUAAACCGAGUCGAUAUGUAUUCAAUGGACGAUACUAUUGACUAAAUCGCUGCCAAAUUUUGUGGAACUGAAUCUCAAUUACAUUAAUUUAAUACAGAAUUAAAUCCUCUACUUAUAUACAAGACUUAGAACCGGUGUUUGCGGUAAUCAGUGUCUCAAUGGAUUGAAACUCCGAUCUGACUUUGAAUUGCAAUUUAACGAUUUAAUCCUAAAAUCAAAUUAAAUAUAGUUAUAUAUUUAAAGGCAAU
Messenger RNA from Oppiella nova, 1568 nucleotides. NCBI's taxonomy places the organism in Eukaryota, Metazoa, Arthropoda, Arachnida, Sarcoptiformes, Oppiidae. The record is from the annotation of a GenBank genome assembly.